This is a messenger RNA of Halteromyces radiatus, 1770 nucleotides long. RefSeq names its product Metallo-dependent phosphatase-like protein. The transcript is spliced from 3 exons. Gene Ontology annotation, cellular component: fungal-type vacuole. Gene Ontology annotation, biological process: polyphosphate catabolic process. Bases 85 to 1752 code for a protein of 555 amino acids. NCBI's taxonomy places the organism in Eukaryota, Fungi, Mucoromycota, Mucoromycetes, Mucorales, Cunninghamellaceae. The record is from RefSeq and is a predicted model, not a curated record. Gene Ontology annotation, molecular function: endopolyphosphatase activity; exopolyphosphatase activity.
UUUUUUUUUUCAUCGUUUUGCUGGUUUUCGAAUCCCGGUAUCUCUAUCAUUUCAAUUUUUUAAUAAUAUUUUAUAUCUAUCAUUAUGACAUUAUAUCGAUCAUCUUAUACCUUUUAUAUGAUGAUGAUCAUGAUUUCCAUUUAUAUAUGGUAUAUGAUUAUACUACCAUUUGAACUUCAGACAUUGCACACUAUAGCCACGUUUUCUUGGCAAUGGUGGGGUAGACCUUCAGAACCUCCUCCAAGACGUUUUGGCUAUUUUUUACACAUCACCGAUAUGCAUAUCGACGAAUCGUAUUUGCCUGGGGCAACAGUGGACUCCGAUUGCCAUCGAUUACCAUCACCAUCACAAAGAUCGUCAUCAUCAUCAAUUACAUUAUCUGGAAAAUUAGGAACACCAGGAGAGCAUUGUGAUAGUCCAAUUGAAUUGGCUCAACAAACUUUAAAUUGGCUCAAAAAAGAAUGGAAACAUAAACUUGAUUUUGUUGUAUGGACUGGUGAUAAUGCAAGACAUGACUGGGAUAAGAAACACAAGCGCAAAAGGAAACAUAUUUAUAAAUUGAAUGAAAAGAUACAAGAUAUGAUGGUAGAAACAUUUUGGCCAACACCUGAUGAUCCAAGACAUAUACCAUUAGUACCAUCCAUCGGCAACAAUGACGUUCAUCCACAUAACUAUAUCGGUGGUGAUGAUGAUCAUGGUAUUUUAUCUUUUUAUUCUCAACUUUGGCAUAACUGGAUACCACAAGAUCAACAAGCUACUUUCCAAGCAGGAGGUUAUUUCGCUGUCGAUGUAGGACGUCAUCUACGGAUCAUCUCUCUCAAUACCAUGUAUUUUUAUUCAAAAAAUGACGCUGUACGUGGUUGCCAUAAACCGGGACUUGCACAUAAACAUAUGGAAUGGUUUGAACAACAAUUAGUAAAAGCAAGAAGUGAAUCCGUCAAGGUCUAUGUCAUGGGACACGUGCCUCCUUCUCCUCGUGAUUAUCGUCGUAGUUGCUUUGAGGAUUAUACUCGUAUAUCUGCUGCCUUCCCAGAUGUAUUGAAAGGUCAUUUUUAUGGACAUUUAAAUAUGGAUCAUUUUUUAUUAUUUGAUGGAAGGGAAACACAAAUGAUGUCAAGUUCUACCAAUAUUUCUUCUUCUUUUUUGGAUCGGUUAACUGAAUAUGAAUCAGAUGAUGAUGAUGAUUUGCCUGUUGUGGACAAUGGUGAUGAUCAAGAUAUAUGCAUCAAUCGGAAUAUCAAUGCAUAUGUAGAUUGGCUGCGGGAUAUGUAUUCAUCCAUUGAUCCUCCUGAACAAGGUGAACAAGCUCCUGUUUUUACUCCAUUAGUGGCGAUUCAAGUUUCCCCUUCAGUGUUACCGGUGUAUUUACCUUCAUUUAGGAUCUAUCGCUAUGAAAUCAAUGACAAUGAUAAUGAUCAUGUCAUCCAUUCUGGUCAGAUGAUGAACAACAAUGAAGAAGAAAAUGGUUCUGCUCAGCCUCAUGGAACUUUAUUAGGGUAUCAACAAUAUUAUGCCAAUAUCACCAAAUGGGAAGAAGAUAAUCAUAAUAAUAGGAUGCCUUUGGAAUACCAAUUGGAAUAUGAUACCUAUGAAGCUUAUGGAUUGACGGAUUUAACAGUGGAAAGUUAUUAUCAACUUGCGAAAGAUAUGGUGGAUGAUGAUGAUGAACCAGAGAGUAAACAUCUGUGGUCAAAAUAUAUUCAAAACAUGUUCGUACAAACGUUGAAUGAGGAUUUAGAACCUAGCAUUUGAUUGAAAUAAAGCGGUGCC